Messenger RNA from Homalodisca vitripennis (glassy-winged sharpshooter), 1453 nucleotides. RefSeq names its product WD repeat-containing protein 89. Gene Ontology annotation, molecular function: protein binding. The record is from RefSeq and is a predicted model, not a curated record. NCBI's taxonomy places the organism in Eukaryota, Metazoa, Arthropoda, Insecta, Hemiptera, Cicadellidae.
ACGUGUUGGUGUCUGCUAGCAGUGAGUGACGGUUGUCUCUGUCUGUUAAAUUUAGGUUAUGUUUACAAUUUUAAAACCGGUACUUAUUGGAUCAGAUUAUAUGUGUAAGCCUUCGAAAAUAUAACAGAUUCCUAAUAUUAUUUUAUAAAAAUUAAAACUUUGCAUGGUCAUUGGUUUGUAAAAACAAUGAGCAACAUGAUUGAAGAAUAUCAGUCAGGUAGUGAUGAGGAGAGCCAUGGCUGUGACAUCACUCCAGAAAUGGAAACUGUGUUCACAAAACAUUUUCACUUGGACCGGGAAGAAGCAGUUGCUCUGAAGAGGAAUUACAUUCUGCACAUGUCUGCCACAUCUAUGGGCUCGGAGACAAGGUUGGGCUUGGGACUUGCCAGUUAUGAUGCCUGUGUGUACUCCCUAGGGGCCUCCCUCAGGUGUACCAACAGUCUACCACCAGAGAACAGUCCUAUCGUCAAUGUCAGAUUUGCACCUGACAAUGAAUCACUGCUCUAUGUAGGAUACAGUCAAGGAACCAUCAAGCUCUGGGACCUCAGGGACACCAAACAGUGCGCUCAACAGUUCAAAGACACAACAGACCCAAAGAGCAAGAAUUUGCACGAGAAGGUCUUCAGUAGCUUUGAUGUGAACUGUGAGGGGAGGUUUCUGUGUGCGGGGACGGAGGUGACAGACGGGGAUGCUUUCCUGCUCUUCUGGGACACGAGGCAGGCAUCUCUCCUCGGCGGAUAUUGGGAGUGCCACACAGACGUAGUUACCCAGGUGAAGUUUCACCCGAGUGAGAAGGAUCAUCUGCUCUCUGGCUCUACUGACGGCUGCCUGAUCAACUUCUACGACGUCAGCCAGACAGAGGAGGAUGAGGCCUUAUUGCAGUCGUUAAACACCCAAUCAUCUGUGGACAAAGUGCAGUGGCAUGAAGGAACAAAUACAACAGUGUCCUGUGUUACUCAUACAUCAGAUGUCCAACUGUGGCAUCUGGACGACAGCUCACCCUUCAACACUUUCUCUAGGACAGAAUAUAGCCUCAACACUCCAGAUGAAAAUGAAGACGUAGAGGAUAGUUCGUACGUAGCAGAUGUCCACUCCACUUCCGAGCUGGACAAACUCUUUGUGUUGGCUGGUUCCAACUUGGGCAAAGGGAGGUGCUUGCGUUCAGCUAUGGUGAGCUCAGGAAAACUGUCUCCACUCUCCUACUUCGAUGGCAACAAGCAGAUAGUCAGGUGUUCUUGGUUUGAUCCUCAAGCGGAGAUUUUGGUGACAGGAGGAGAAGCUGGAAUUCUAAGCCUCUGGAAAUGUGGGAAGGAGGACACAUUGGCAAAUCCAUCCCAACUAAAGGCCACAAGUAAAUUAAAAGAAAAGCCGCACAAGACGAAGGUAAAACCAUACUGAGCGAUUGAAGAAUUAUUUAAUUUUUUUAAAACCAAUAAAUAAUUUUUAUUUUUUA